CCCAUCACGGUGCAGCCACGUGACGAUUUCAACAACAGUUGGUACUGGAAUUGAAUUCGUUUCAUUCAUUUGGUAGUGCCGAAUUUGGAUAUUGUAGACCAUUUCUCCAAAACAUCUUAAAUUUUGAAUCUGUUUUAUUCAUCAUGCUUUUAUCUUUCCACCAGUUGUUGAUAACUCAUUCAUCCAAACGCCAAGACGAGCCAUGAUGAAGUAAGUGAAGCUGGUACUUCCGGACACGAGAGAAUCAUUUUUUUAGUGUAACAAGAAAGAAUAACAAGAGGAUAUUAAGAAAAUAAUGCUAGAGAAACUUGAAACCAUGGAUAGACAAGAGCAUCAAGCACCAAAACAAUUAUUUGGUAAAAGGCACGUACAAUACCUUCUACUCUUCAGUGUAACAGCAUUAGCAUAUGGAUUAAGAAAUAUUUUAAAUUUAGCCGUUCUUGCUAUGAUAACCAAGAACCCACCUGAGGGAGUAACGACUUACCCAGAAUGGUCAGAAAGUAAAAAUUUGAUAUUAUCGUCCUUUUUUUGGGGAUACGUCCUGACGCAGGUUCCUGCCGGACAACUUGCCGAGCGUUUUGGUCCAAAAUUAUUUUUAUCGGGGACCGUUAUGGUUUGCUCACUAUUUUCAAUACUCAUUCCAGUUUUUGGAUCUCAGUUUGGCUAUGGAGGUGUGAUGUUCUGUAGGAUAAUACAAGGCUUGAUGCAAGGAUUUAUUUAUCCUUCCAUUCAUCAUUUGAUCAGCGCUUGGGUACCACUCACUAGCAGAGCGAAAAUUGCAAGUUUUGUUUACGCAGGUGGACCACUGGGUACCGUAUUUGUGAUGCCUAUAGUUGGGUACAUAUCUGGAUCAAAAUUAGGUUGGCAGACUGUGUUUUACCUUAUUGGGGGCGUCGGUUUCGCGUGGACAGCUUUCUGGAUAUUCUUAGGAUUAGAUAGUCCGACACAACAUAAAUCUAUUACUCCGGAAGAGCUUAAAUUUAUUCAGGAUGGAAUUGUUAGCAAUAAGAAAAAAGAACAUUUGCCAACUCCAUGGAAGGAUAUCUUGAAAUCACUGCCAUUCUGGGCAAUUUUAAUUUGCCACUUCGGAGACCUGUGGGGAUUUUGGACCAUGCUGACAGAAAUACCAACCUACUUGGAUAAGAUUUUAAAAUACGAUAUUGCAGCGAACAGUACUUUGUCCGCCCUUCCAUACUUAACCUAUUGGCUGUUAAAUUUGGUGAUGAGUCCUAUUGCUGAUUACAUAAUUACAAAUAAGAUAACCUCUGUUGGUGCUAGUAGAAAAAUAUUUAACAGUAUAGGUGUUUUCAUACCAGCUAUUGCCUUGUUUGCUCUCGUUUUCAUUGGUCCAGAAGAAAAAGUAUUAACUGUAUUUGUGCUGGUAAUAGCUGUUGGAGUAAAUACCGCAAUUUUAAGCGGUUUCCAUGUAAAUCACAUUGACAUAGCUCCCAAUCAUUCUGGUACCCUCAUGGGUAUUACAAACGCUAUAGGAAAUGUAGCUGCUAUACUAGCUCCAUUGGCAGUGGAUCUAUUCAAAAAACUUGGCAAAUAUGAAGAAACUGACAAGGAGUUGUGGAAUAUCGUAUUUUUAACAGCAUCUGUGCUUUUCAUAACAACUGGAAUUUUCUAUGCUAUUGCGGCGUCGGGAGAAGUUCAACCAUGGAACAACAAAAGAUUUAUCAAAGAAGAGCCUGUUUUAGAAAAAGAGAAAGAACCAAUGUAUCAAAAUGGUACUUGAUGAAAUAGUUCUAUAAUAAUUUUGGGUAUUAAAGUAACUUAUGUUGGUUUUUUUAAGAAAAAAAAAAUUAAAAUGAUAAUAGUUGAUAGGCCAAAGUCGAUAUAUUGGUUGUUAUUAUUGUUCAUAUUUAUUGACACAAGUUCUAUCAAUUUUUUAGAUACAUUUUUGUAUAUAUCUAGAGACUUAUAAAACAGGAUUUUAUUGAAUAAGGUUCUUUUUGAAGAAAUUAUAAUUUAUUUAUUACAUUUUUUUAAGAAAAUUUUGUUUUUAUUUUUAUGAAAACUGCCAUUUGUAGUAAAUACUUUACCUAAUAGAAAUUGAAUAAAUUUACUUUUAACUGAAUUUAUGGGGUCCAGUCAAAUUUUAUUUUGCAGGCAAUAUUAAACUAUAAAGAGAAGGACCUUAAUAUUAAAUAUCUAUUCCUUAUUUAGUAUACAGUAGAACAAAGUAAUGAGGGAGUAAAGGGAAAUCAGUAAUUUGUUAGCCACUUGAUCAAAUAACAUUUAAAGUUUCAUUGAUUGUAGAAACUAGGAGCUCACUUGGUUAAGAUAUAAAGAGUUGUAACUAUGAAGACUAGAGAGAAGGAGGCGAAUCGGCAAUGGUCAAAUUUCAAAUGUCCGUCCUUCUUUUUAUAAAGUUCGCGAACUUUACUGUAGUUGUCA
Psylliodes chrysocephalus is the source of this 2400-nucleotide messenger RNA. NCBI's taxonomy places the organism in Eukaryota, Metazoa, Arthropoda, Insecta, Coleoptera, Chrysomelidae. The record is from the annotation of a GenBank genome assembly.